AUGACUUUUGCGUCCUGUGAAACCAAGAUCAAACGGAAUGGAGCUGACAUCGAGAAGAAAUGCAAGAAAACAAAAGACUGUAAGCCUAAAUGUGACAAGAAAGAUAAGGACUGUACCUUGUGUUGUACUGGAGACUUGUGUAACAAAGACCAAGCUUGUAGCAAAGCGUGUGGAGGAGGCAAGCGAAGCAGGAGCAGAGAGUGUUCAUCGACGGGUGACAUUCCAUGCUCUGACGAUACUACAGAAGAGGAAGACUGUAACACAAAUGCCUGCGCUACAAACGGUCAGAAAUGUUACUUAAGUUAG
Molecule: messenger RNA, 306 nt
Organism: Magallana angulata
Lineage: Eukaryota; Metazoa; Mollusca; Bivalvia; Ostreida; Ostreidae
Product: A disintegrin and metalloproteinase with thrombospondin motifs adt-2-like
Exons: 3
Coding region: 1-306 (101 amino acids)
Source: RefSeq, a predicted model, not a curated record